AUGGCUACUGCAGUAGUCAAGGACGAUGGGGCCAUUCACUUUGGCUUUCAUCGGUCCAACUAUUCCCAAUUAAGUCUUCAUCUCCUGUUGGCCGUCUUGAUUGGCGUCACAUUGCGCCUGACGACUUUUAAAGAAGCCACGGAUUCCGACAUUACCAACCAAAUCGGCGACAAGUAUGUCGUCAAAACAUCCUUUUUGGUUUCCUUUGGCUUUACCAAGGCACUUUCCAACCUCCUGGUGGGCAGAGUUUCGGAUGUGUACGGCCGAAAGCUUGCUCAUACAUUGGGGUGGGGGUUUGGGGUAAUAUUGGGAGGACUCUUGUUGGGAUUGGCAUGGAGUGUCACAAAUAAUGAGAAAGAAGAAGAAGAAAGCGCUGCUACUCUUUGGAUCUGGUAUGUCGGAGCCAACAUAUGUCUCGGAGCCCAACAAGGAUGGACCUGGACGACCAAUAUUUUCAUGUUUUUGGAUAUCUUGGGACCAGAGAAUCGAGCCAUGGCCAGUGCCAUUUCCAACAGUGCCGGCUAUCUGACAUCGGCAGUCACGACCUAUGCGGCCGCUGCCCUGUCGACCAAAGAGGCAUUUUGGUGGGUGCUAGGAUCGUCGCUUUUGGGUUGCGCCGUCUCUUUUUUCUUGGUAAAAGACACCACUCCCUUUGUCCAUCAAGAAGAAGCAAAUAUCCAUUCACAAAGAAGAAUCCCCAUUCCACAACAGGAAAUGGUCGAUUUGCAAUCUACAUUUCCACCUCAAGCAGAAGAAGAUCAGCUACGCUUAGUCCAUCCCCAGGGAGGCGAGUAUGCAACAACAAUACCCACCAAGCCCUCUCCGUCUUCUUUUGGAGCGGUAUUUGUCACCACCUGUUGGUACAAUCCCAGUGCCGCUGUACUUUGUUGGGGUGGCUUAACCGCUAAUUUGGUCACAUCCUUGGCAUGGGGAUUGGUACUCAUUUGGGGCGCACAGCAAGGCUUGUCCACGCUACAAUUGGCCCAUAUUGGAUCGGCAUUUACACUCACCAAGGGCACUGCCAUGCUGGUGUCGGGGUAUUGCAGUGAUCGAAUCGCCCGUCGGAAAGUCGUCUUGAUCGCGGGGUAUCUAGUGGCGGCAUUGGGGUUACUGGUCACAGCAGGGGCCGACAAUGACAAUAGCAAUGACUUGGCAGCAAUUUACAAUCGACUCUUGUGGGGUGGCAUCAUUAUUGGAUCGGGCAUUGGGAGUGUCUAUUGCAUCUUGACGGCCGGAUUGAGUGAUCAUACGCCACCUCAAGAUCGAGCAUCUGCCAUUGGGAGAAAUUCAAGAUUCAACAAGUGCAAAAGACAACACUGUUUUAAGUCCUCCCUAUCAACAACCGAAACAGCUCCCACAAAGCUGUUGGCAGAACCCAAGAAUCCUCGAGAUGAAUUGCUACGAUUGUUCGCCAGCGAUGAUCGCUUCAAUCAGUUCUGUUGGUCCCAGACGCUCAAACAAGAAAUCAAUCCAUGA
This is a messenger RNA of Seminavis robusta, 1476 nucleotides long. The record is from the annotation of a GenBank genome assembly. NCBI's taxonomy places the organism in Eukaryota, Bacillariophyta, Bacillariophyceae, Naviculales, Naviculaceae.